GAUUCGCAAGACAUCUCGAACCUGCUUAACAAUAGCAUGGAGAUCAGCGCGGACGAGGAGGAGAAUCCUUUCCUAGGCCGUCCUACUGCUGACAAGAGCAAGGGCAAAGGGAAAGCGAAGGAAGUGGACGUUCCGCGUAUCGAUAAAGGCAAAGGGAAAGCGAGGGAAGUCGACGUUCACUCUCCUCGUCUCGACAAGGGCAAAGGAAAAGCCACAGACCCACCUCCGCCGGACUCAAGACCGAAAACAACCAGACCCAGGCCCCGUGCCAGUGGCUCAGACGGCGGCGACGCAGGCGAAACUAUGGUGGUCGACGACGACUACAACAACGACGAUGAUGAUGAUGCACGGCCGUCGAAACGUCGCAAGCUGAAAGGCAAAGGCCGACCCCCUGGGCCUCUCCGUUUUCGGUGGACCGCGGGCUCGUUCUGGACGAAUCCGAAGAUGUGGUACGCGCGUGGGGAUAUCAUCCUUCUCUGCGAGGGGAUGGGCUUUCGUGUCGAGCGGAGGCGGUUGUCGAUGAAGGGGAAGUCGGAGGUGUGGGAUGAUGUGUUGAUGUCGUCGGGUACGGGGGAGUAUGUGGAAGGGUGUGAGGUUGUAAGGUUGGAGGAUGGGUCGAAGGAGAUGUACCAUAUGUUGAGGGCUUUGUUCAAUAAGAGCUACAUACGAGAAUCUCGCAAGGUCGAUGCACAUAUCAUCUCUCUGCUACUCGACAUGUCUGAUAAAUACAUGAUCGACAUCAUCCGCCACGAUGCCAUCCACCGACUCGCCUCCGGCUUCCCAACGAAACUCGAGGACUACAAGCCCGUAGACACCCGUUCAGACACAUACAAGGUAGAACUCUUCCGGGCCGUCAACAUCGCGGAGGAGCACUCCAUCCCCAUUAUCCUCCCCAUCGCAUACUACUACUGCACCUUAAUGCCCACCGAGGAGCUCUUCGAGGGCGUGAGGGCGUACAACGGCGAAAUCGUCAAGCUGACGCCCUCCGCGCUGCGCACGACCAUGAUGUUCCGGGACGCAUUGUUGGCUGAUAAACGGAAGGAGAUGGACCUGCGGAGUAUGUAUAAACGCGCGGGUUGGGUGUGUCCGCACCAGGUGAAGAACAAGGAUCGACCGGUGGCGGGGGGUCCGUGUCUCGGGGCGGCAUGGGAGAUCGAGGAUUUUCGGAUCGUGCUUUUUUCGUACGAUCUCUUCAACGAGACUGUGCUCCAGCCGCGGCCGUGCCCCGAUGAUAAGGUGGCCCCGCAGCUGUGUGAGGCUUGUAAGGCGAGUAUUACGGAGGACGAGGAGCGGUUCAGGCGGACGAUCUGGAGCAGAUUGCCUGGGUAUUGCUUUAGGUUUGAUUGGGAGAACGUGAGGCAGCAGCAAGCAGAUGCGCAUGGCGCACAGGUUAUGUAGAGGUCACGUCUCUGUGCGAUUGGUUCAACUAUUAUUUCUUUUCAAUCUCUUCUCAACUAUGAACAUCCCUGACUGCACGCUGUAGAAUCUGCUUUGAAUGCUCAUCGGUCUCGUUCCUGCUUCACUUUACCCUUCGCGAAAUAUCUUUCCGAGUAUCCUCAGUUGACGCCCGGCUUUUGAUUUUUGAUGCAUU
Messenger RNA from Stereum hirsutum FP-91666 SS1, 1591 nucleotides. RefSeq lists its product as uncharacterized. The coding region runs from base 37 to 1398 and encodes 453 amino acids. The record is from RefSeq and is a predicted model, not a curated record. The transcript is spliced from 4 exons. NCBI's taxonomy places the organism in Eukaryota, Fungi, Basidiomycota, Agaricomycetes, Russulales, Stereaceae.